Molecule: messenger RNA, 580 nt
Organism: Mesocricetus auratus (golden hamster)
Lineage: Eukaryota; Metazoa; Chordata; Mammalia; Rodentia; Cricetidae
Gene: Timm13
Product: translocase of inner mitochondrial membrane 13
Exons: 3
Coding region: 64-351 (95 amino acids)
Source: RefSeq, a predicted model, not a curated record
UAGUGCCCCGCUUCCGGCGCCUGCGGGUUGGCGCGCGGCCGCGGCCCGGUUGACUGCGCAGCCAUGGAGAGCGGCUUCGGCUCGGACUUCGGCGGCUCGGGCGGCGGGAAGCUGGACCCGGGGGUCAUCAUGGAGCAGGUGAAGGUGCAGAUCGCCGUGGCCAACGCGCAGGAGCUGCUGCAGAGGAUGACGGACAAAUGUUUCCGGAAGUGCAUCGGGAAGCCCGGGGGCUCCUUGGACAACUCUGAGCAGAAAUGCAUCGCCAUGUGUAUGGACCGCUACAUGGAUGCCUGGAACACCGUGUCGCGCGCCUACAACUCUAGACUGCAGAGGGAACGAGCCAACAUGUGACCGACACCCGUGCCUCGGGUACCGUGCGCUUGCCCGCGAUCGGGACUGUUUCCACUCACGAGGGCCGCUCCUGUCUGGCAGCACGGAGGGCUCGGGAGUUGAGGCCUCCCCCUGGGCUGCCGUGCCUAGCCCAGUCUCUAGGCCAGUCUCAGAAAAGUGAGGGCCGGUUUGAGCUCGGGGUCUGCCUGCCCCCACCUGAGCAGGCCAAUAAAUCGCCGCUGGGACAGAA